Messenger RNA from Durusdinium trenchii, 1191 nucleotides. The record is from the annotation of a GenBank genome assembly. Lineage: Eukaryota; Dinophyceae; Suessiales; Symbiodiniaceae.
CUCGAAAUGCGUACGCCUUUGCGCGUACGUCUGACCUUCUGCCAACAAAAAAGAGACUAAACUAAUCCUGCCUUUUCUUUUGCAGCCGAAGCUGCCCCAGCUCUGGCCAUGGGGCAGAUGGCUUCUUAUCGCCCGGCGCUCUGUUGCGAGCCACGGGACCGGCUCCCGACAGAGGGCGUGGAGGGUCAUCAUGCGGUGCAGCUGGCCGCAACGCCUUUGUUCAAGGCUUUGGGUUUCACUGCCUACCAUACCUCCAUCAUCGUCGGCGAGCGGGAGCUCUUUUUCGAUGGAGCUGGGAUAGUGGAGGCCGAUGCCUUCUGGAGCCACGACUGGUGCCAGAGUGCCAUCCGGACCACACGGCCGAACAGGCACAAGCAGAUUGAGGUGGUGGAUUUGGGCAAAAGCGAGUUGGAUGCAGCACAUGCCGCAAGCAUUUUGGAUCCUUGGUUUGAGGAAGGCACCUACGACGUUUUAAGGAAAAACUGCAACAGCUUCACUGAUGCCGCAAGUUGGCUUCUUACCAAGCAACGUUUAAACCCCAAGUUCAAUCGCAUGGAGCGCUGGGUUUUAGCCUUGGAGCCCAUGUCGCUGGAGCUCAUCAAGAGGCUCAUUAGCUUGUUGCACCAGAAUGAAGAGCCUCAGCAGGCCCCGGGCUAUGAGCCGAAUCCUCGGGCACAAGAUUUCAACGUCGAGCACGUGGUUUCGCGGCUAGGCCAUGCCCAGAGGCACUAUUAUUGCUGCAAUCGGAAUUCGCCGCGGCGAAAGAGGCUAUGUCAUUCCGGCGAAGAGAUGUCGCCCUGCUCCUGGGAGCGAAAGGACACAGCCAUCGAAAAGGCCUGGGAGCCAUCAGUGGAAGACUAUCCCUGCAGAGCUUGGAACCCCUUCGACAACCGCAAGGAGAAUCUCACGGCGGGGGACGACGAGCCCCGGGUGCCCACGGUGAUCAUUGAGCGGCUCCACUUCCCAGGACCUCUACCUGCGCGUGCCAAUGGCCGAGUGCAGGCUUUUGUGGAAGAAGAUGUGGUUUGGAGCUCGAACUGAGGUCGGCUGCACGGCGAGUCCGUCGCCGAGGUCGUCCGGUCGUUUCACCCGUGAAGCUGUGCAGCUGGCGGCUUCGAUCCGGGCGGAGGGGUAUGGCGUUGGGUCAUGAGGCGUUGGGUGGGCGCUGUGUUCGAAGAAUGCAAAAAGGAC